GUCCGGCCCACAGAGGGCUUUGCCCCAGAAAAACUGGGUGUGCGAUUCCCUACCUAGAAGUGACGCACAGCUCUCUUCUGGGUGUGCGAUUCCCUACCUAAAAACUGGGUGUGCGAUUCUCUCUCUCUCUAAUCUCCGAUAAGCAUCAGCCACAGCUCUCUUCCCUGUCUCGCUCUCUCUCUCCGGAUUUGAGAUUAGAGUGACUGAAUAUGGUUGGUGGGUCUGUAAAAGAUGUGCAGUCCAAGGGAGAGCUUGAUAACGUGAUCGGUCAGGGGGUACCAGUUAUCGUACACUUCUGGGCCGAUUGGUGUGAAGCUUCCAAGCAGAUGGAUCAAGUCUUUUCUCAUCUCUCCACCGAUUUCCCUCAUGCCCACUUCUUAAGGGUUGAAGCUGAAGAACAAGCAGAGAUUUCUGAGGCAUACUCAAUUUCUGCUGUGCCAUACUUUGUCUUCUUUAAGGAUGGAAAGCCUGUCGAUACAUUGGAGGGUGCUGAUCCAGCUAAUUUGGCCAACAAAGUUGCUAAAGUUGUUGGGUCGAUCAAACCCGGGGAACCUGCAGCUCCUGCUAGUCUAGGGAUGGCUGCAGGACCCACUGUUCUUGAAACAGUCCAGGAAUUUGCUAAGGAAAAUGGUUCGUCUCAAGUGGAAAAUCAAUUGACUUCUGGACAGGGCGAUGGACUCGAAAAACGACUGCAGCAGCUUGUUGGUUCUCACCCAGUCAUACUUUUCAUGAAGGGAAGCCCAGAAGAACCCAAAUGUGGGUUUAGCCAAAAAGUUGUUGGAAUUUUGAAAGAAGAAAAGGUCAAAUUUGGGAGCUUCGAUAUUCUGACAGACAGUGAAGUUCGUGAAGGUUUGAAGAGGUUCUCCAACUGGCCCACGUUUCCUCAACUCUAUUGCAAAGGUGAGCUUCUUGGCGGGUGUGAUAUCGCAAUUGCUAUGCAUAAGAGUGGUGAGCUAAAAGAAGUUUUUAGGGAUCAUGGGAUAGAAAUCUCUGAUUCCAGUGUGGCAAAAGGGACUGAAAUUGGUGGGGGGAAGGGUGGCAUCUCCGAGCCUUCUGGCUUGAGUGCAACUCUUGCCUCCCGAAUUGAAGGUCUGAUCAAUUCAAGCCCAGUUAUACUGUUUAUGAAGGGAAAACCUGAUGAACCCAAAUGUGGGUUCAGCCGGAAGGUAGUUGAUAUUCUUCGAGAAGAGAAAGUGGAUUUCGAGAGUUUUGACAUUCUGACUGAUGAUGAAGUCCGACAAGGGCUCAAAGUGUACUCAAACUGGUCCAGUUAUCCACAGCUAUACAUAAAAGGUGAACUUCUUGGUGGAUCAGAUAUUGUGUUGGAAAUGCAGAAGACUGAAGAACUUAAAAAUGUCUUAUCUGAGAAAGGGAUCACUCAGGGAGAGUCUCUCGAAGAUCGCUUGAAGAAACUGAUCAAUUCUUCACCUGUAAUGCUAUUCAUGAAGGGUACCCCUGAUGCUCCAAGAUGUGGUUUCAGCUCCAAGGUGGUAAAUGCCUUAAAGGAGGAGGGGGUAGGGUUCGGGUCCUUCGAUAUUUUAAGUGAUGAGGAAGUGAGGCAAGGGCUGAAGACCUUCUCAAACUGGCCUACCUUCCCACAGCUCUAUUACAAUGGUGAGUUGAUAGGAGGCUGUGACAUAGUAUUGGAGCUACGAAACAAUGGCGAGCUCAAGUCUACCCUCUCUGAUUAGAGAUCGAUGGAACUCAUCAGAUGGCGGCAGAUGAACCCCGACUCCAAUAUUUCCCGCGUAUGUCGUGUGUUAAUGCUACAUAUGAUACAUUAGUUUGCAACUUUGAGUUCCCAAAUUUGUCACCACUAUUUCUGGGGAUAUAUAGUGGAGUCAGUGGCCACAAACUUGAAAUUUUACUGAAGUCAUAGUCAUGGGUGCUGUUAACGAUAUGAUCUUUUUAUGCGCCAAUCUAGGAUAUGACAUGAAAACCUUUGUUCUUGGUGUGUGACAAACCUUUCAUGUGACACUUCUGAGUCCUAUUGUUCUGUUCUCUAAAAUAGUGUAGUUUUGGGGAAAG
Molecule: messenger RNA, 2028 nt
Organism: Ilex paraguariensis (yerba mate)
Lineage: Eukaryota; Viridiplantae; Streptophyta; Magnoliopsida; Aquifoliales; Aquifoliaceae
Source: the annotation of a GenBank genome assembly